UGUUGAUGACGAUGCACUCGGAAGCUUCAAAGGGAACGGGUAUGGCAUUAGCAGCCCUGCGCCUCUGUGACGGUGAAGUGGUGGACAACUCCCCGAAUCACAAUGAACGGCCCAACGACAAGCGGUGGACAAUUCCCCGAAUCACAACGUACGGCCCAACGGCCUGGAACCCGAUACUGGGGAAGGUGUUGGUAGUCGACCCCGACACGGGUGUGGCGACAGGUGCCGCCUUUCAUUACCAUUUGCCCGUUGUUGAAGCUGGCAAGUGGGCGAUGGAUUGCAGACGUUGGACGGGUGAUGCCGACGUCGGUUUCGACGACGCUGAUGACAAGCACGACGGACAGCUGCAUGCACGGCCCCAUCAAAGUCAGCAAGCGCAAAGCAUGCAAUCAUUCACCACCACGCGUCAGACCCCAUCGACCAUGCAACAUCCGUACUACCCCACACGUGCUGCUUCUCCGCCGACGCCCUUCGGUGGAGGGUGUGUUGGGCAGUCUCCGGAGAGCAUGCACGUCGGCGUUCCGCGUGGUGGUCCACAGCCACGGGACAUGCGGGCGGACGGGGGUUUCGCCGUACGUGAUCAUCCUCUGUCCGUCCACGAGCAGUUCGAUUUGUAUGCAGCGAGGGCAUACGUAGAAGGCGCGAGCAUGGCUGGGGGCUUCGGCAUGCCGUCAACGCCCACACAGAGCAUGCCCAUGGGUGGCAGGCAUUGGUCUCCCCAAUGCAGCCAGGGCGCAGGGAGGUUGUUCGGCUCACAGUGUUCUCCAUCUCCAGCGGGGGGCGUUGACACGGAUGCCUCUUGGAAUCGGCCGAACACAAGGCCUGUGUCCAGCGAGACUCACGUGGAAUCAGCAUUCAAUGAAGGCACAAGCAGCUUCGAAGCAGGCGAGGAAGAUGUUGAGGCAGAUCAAGGAAGUGUCGUUCCCAUGGUCGCAAGUUCGACGGGCGGGCAGGGUGAUGUUAACGGUCAGGGUGCGGGGGGUGGAGCGGUCGGCGGACAACCUCACCGAUUCAAGCAGAGGAAAGACCGGUACGCAUGGGUGAAUGACAGGAUGGUGGACGCUGGCAUCAAGCACAGGAGCGGUGAAGACUGCCGCAAGAAGUGGUUGAACAUGCUAGUGACGGGCAAGCUCAUCGUCGAAAAGUGUGAAGCGUCUAGACAGCCGUCGUAUUGGGAUAUAUCUGUGGAGGAACGAAAGGAGAAGAGUCUCCUGCUUUCUUUUGAGAAGGCUUUGUGGGACGCUAUGCAGUGGAAGCUAAAUCAGUCGUCGAUGAGGUGUGACAAUACGCUGGCCUCGGAGAACCUUGAGGGCGGUGUAAUAGAUGCAACGCCGGCGGGAGGACCGGACGGAAGAUGCAUGGAGGAGUCAGACAAUUCUGCUAAAUCGAGGCGGACAGCCAGCGGGAAGGCGAGAAAGGAAGAUGCCGACAGCAGCGUCUCGAGUUUCGGGAGGGCCAUGGAGGAUUCAACUCGAUCUUACUGCGAUGGCCUGGACAAAGCGGCCACCACCCUUGCCAAAGCUACCGCAGACGCGGGCAGUGCAAUCGCUGCUCGGAUAGGGGACGUGGCCGAAGCAAUGCGUGGUGGCAACAGUGUUCUAGAGUUGCUAGUGGGUGUUCUCGCUCGGAGGGGGGCCAGCGGAGGUGACGGCAGCGAAGGCCAUCGGUAUACGGACCCUUUGUCGAGGUGAUUAGUUUUUUUAUUUCAUCGUGUUUGCGCCUUGAUAACUUUGUGUAUAUAUAUAUACUAGCUAAGCGCCCGUGGUGCGGGCAGUGCGGGCAAUGCCUGCAAAAAAAAAAAAACCAACUGCUAAAUUUCAGCAUUGUUAACAAAUUCAAGGAACAGAA
This is a messenger RNA of Chara braunii, 1848 nucleotides long. Lineage: Eukaryota; Viridiplantae; Streptophyta; Charophyceae; Charales; Characeae. The record is from the annotation of a GenBank genome assembly.